UCAACACUAUAUUUCCCAUUCAAAAGCGGAGGGGUUUCUUCUGCCUCUCCAGCCCUGGGAGAGACGUCCUCCAUAUCCCGCAGUCUCUCGAGCCUGUGUUGGAGGGGUUGUAGCCUAGACUUCAGCUACGCGUGUUAGAGUAGCCGGUGGCCGCCACGUGACCAGCCCCGCUCAACGCCGGGCUCCACCGCGCGGCAGGGGCUGGGCGGAGUGAGGAGCGCCCGUCGGAACUGAGGCGAGCGGUGGCCCCGCGACCCCAGGCUCCGUUUUGCAUUAGCGGGAGGUUCCUUGGUCCUCAGAGCGGACAGGACAGCGCCGCGCCGCACGGGCGCGGACGUGCGCGAACAGGAGCCGGGCCUGAGCCCCGGCCGCUGCAGGGGCACUCGUCCCGGACGCGGCGGCGCUCGGAACUGAGCCGGGGGCACCGCGCAGGCCACACCCCUUCCGGCGCGGCCAGGCCCGACCAGGCGAGCGCGGGCGCGGAGGCAGGCACCGCCAGACGAGCGCCGAGUCGCCGCGCCGGGCCCACGAGUGUGCCGCCAUGGCCUCCCUGCAAGCCAAGGACGCCUACUUACAGGACCUGGCCAGGAAGAUCUGCGCCCCGCACGACCCCGAGCCACCGCGGCUCGCGCGGGCUAGUAAAAUUCAAGGCUCAGAAGCUUCUGGACCCCGAAAAAAGAAAAGAAAGAAAACACCAAAAAAAUUCCGGGAACAGGAACAGAAGGCUUCAGAGCACAAAGCCAAGACCCUUGGGGAGAAGAAAUCUCCAGUGGCUCCUGGGACCAAGAAGCCAACAGCAAACAAAGAGGAGCCUUCCAUCUCCACAGAGGCCCCUGCAGGUGGCCAGGCUGCAGCACCUGAUUCUGUCUUUGCCUUGGAUGUCCUGCGCCAGCGGCUGCAUGAGAAGAUCCAGCAGGCUCGAGGCCAGGAUGGUACGCUCUCUGCUGCCAGACUGGAGAAAAGGCAGCGGAGAAAGCAGGAGCGCGAUCGGAAGAAGAGGAAGCGGAGGGAGCUGCUAGCGAAGGAGAAGGAGAAGGCCGCAGCACAGGCCGGAGGCACUGCAGCAGUGGCGGCUCCCCCUGCAGCAGUCUGCACAGGGCCACAGGAGCCAGCGCUGAUCUUCAAUAAGGUGGAGGUCAGUGAGGAGGAGCCGGCCACCAAGGCCCAGCGGCGGAAGGAGAAGCGGCAGAAGGUGAAGGGGAACCUGACCCCUCUGACAGGCAAGAACUACCGGCAGCUGCUGGAGCGCCUGCAGGCGCGGCAAGGCCGGCUGGAGGAGCUGCGGGAGCAGGACGCAGGGAAGGCCCGGGAGCUGGAGGCCAAGAUGAAGUGGACCAACCUGCUGUACAAGGCCGAGGGGGUCAAGAUCCGGGACAACGAGCGGCUGCUGCAGGAGGCCCUGAAGCGCAAGGAGAAGCGCCGGGCUCAGCGGCAGCGCCAGUGGGAAAAGCGCUCGGCCCACGUCGUGGAGAAAAUGCAGCAGCGGCAGGACCGGCGGCGGCAGAACCUGCGCAGGAAGAAGGCGGCCAAGGCUGAGCGGCGCCUUCAGAAGGCCCGCAGGAAGGGCCGCGUGCUGCCCCAGGACCUGGAGCGGGCGGGCCUCGCCUGAGCACCCCAACCCUCCCACCGCGAACCCUCCCCACCCUGGCUGCUGUCUCUGAGACUUCAGAGCUCCCAGGUGAUAGGUGACACUGGGCAUAGCCCGAGGGCAGCAGAUGCCAUCCUCGACUCCCAGAGCUGCCUGAGGCUCGGAUCACAUGCUGAGGAGAGUGGGGUGUCUGUGUUGUCGGUGAGCAGGGCCAAGGCCUGCAGACGUACGGGAGUGGAGAACUAGACCCAAUCCCAGAGUCCUUGUAGGGUGGGAGAGCUUCCCUGAAGUCUGCAGGUUGCCAGGGAGCCCUCCUCCAGGCCCUCCUGCCUUUCCUGGGUUCCCAGGGGUCCUGGGCAGGAAGAAAAGGGCCUUGGUCAACUGUCCCAUUAGUCCAGGGCUCAACAGGAAGGGAUGCAAGCCCAGGGGACUGACUGGCUCCCAUAGCUGGGAGAACCAGGGCCAGCCAAGCACUGCCCUUCUGGGGAUGCCUUGCUCUUCCCUGUGGUAGUCUCAUCCUCUCCUGUUCCUCAGUAGUCCUAGGACAAUGUUUUCCCAGCUCAAAAUCCAAAGAGGGGAACGGAGCUGUUCUUCCUAGGCCCAUGGGGUGUGACUCAGGCUGCGCAGUCACCUCUGGGCAUUUGCUGGCUCGAGGGCUGUGUCGUGGUCAGCGAGCCUCGGCACCCUCCUGGAGUCAGGGCAGAGGACUCCCUAUGGGUACAGGGCUGAGGGAAGCCUGCUUUCACCAGAUGAGUGGGUAGGAGAUGGGGACAGGGACCUCAAGUGAGAGCCUGGAUGCAGAUGGGGGGAGCGCGACUGGACAUUUCCCUAGUGUCUUGGGGGAGCAUCCCCCACUGCCUGAACAGCUCUUUAGAAAUGGGCUGCUUGUGCUGAUUUGGUGGCCCACACUGGUGAUCCCAGCACUCAGGAAACUGAGGCAGGAGCUGGAGGAUCAAAACUUAGAGACCAGCCUAGGCAAUUAGCAAGACCCUGCUUC
Urocitellus parryii (Arctic ground squirrel) is the source of this 2585-nucleotide messenger RNA. RefSeq names its product surfeit 6 (gene Surf6). Gene Ontology annotation, cellular component: nucleolus. Gene Ontology annotation, biological process: ribosomal small subunit biogenesis; ribosomal large subunit biogenesis. The record is from RefSeq and is a predicted model, not a curated record. Gene Ontology annotation, molecular function: DNA binding; RNA binding. NCBI's taxonomy places the organism in Eukaryota, Metazoa, Chordata, Mammalia, Rodentia, Sciuridae.